AUGUUCGUGCUGACGCGCAUCUCGGACGUGAUCCCCGUGGCGCCGGAGCUGUUCGACGCCGACUACACGCAGGUGCUGAUCGAGGAGAUCGACCGCAAGUACGCCAACAAGGUCAUCGCGGACGUGGGGCUCUGCAUCACGCUCUACGACUUCGUGAGCAUCGGCGACGCGUUCGUGCACCCGUCGGACGGCACGUCGCACUCGCAGGUCGAGUUCCGCCUCGUCGUGUUCCGCCCGUUCGUGGGGGAGGUGCUCAAGGGCCGCAUCGUGAGCUGCACGGAGGAGCACAUCCGCGUGUCCAUGGACUUUGUGCAGGACAUCAUCAUCCCGUCCUACGCGCUGCAGACCCCGUCCUACUUUGACACGGCGGAGAGACUGUGGGUGUGGAAGUACUCGGAGGGACAGGAGAAGUUCUACAUGGACCUGCACGAGGAGAUCCGCUUCCGCGUGACCAACAUCAACUUCACGCGGGUGACCAAGACGGCCAAGGGUAUUCAAGCCACGACGACCGAGGCCACGGACAAGGCGGAGAAGGAGGUCAGCGCGGGCGACAUGCGGCAGUCGCUGGCUCGCCGGCGGUCGUCGAGCGUGGAUCUGUCGGACAACGACCCCACGCCGUCUGCCAUUCACAUCCUGGGAACGAUCGACGAGGACGGCCUGGGCUUGUCGUCGUGGUGGACGAGUUAAUUUACCAUAUUGCGGUUAGACGAAUGCCCUUAACAAGAAACGCAGUUAGCCCUCUCCA
Messenger RNA from Phytophthora sojae, 745 nucleotides. RefSeq lists its product as hypothetical. The record is from RefSeq and is a predicted model, not a curated record. Gene Ontology annotation, cellular component: RNA polymerase III complex. The coding region runs from base 1 to 687 and encodes 228 amino acids. Gene Ontology annotation, biological process: DNA-templated transcription; transcription initiation at RNA polymerase III promoter. NCBI's taxonomy places the organism in Eukaryota, Oomycota, Peronosporomycetes, Peronosporales, Peronosporaceae. The transcript is spliced from 4 exons.